AUGUGCGAUCUCGGAGCAAGUAUUAAUUUGAUACCGUCCUCCCUGGUGGAAAAGCUGCAUAUAGAGGAAGUCAAACCAGUACAAAUGUCUCUGGAGCUGGUAGAUAAGUCAAUGGUAUACCCCAGAGGUGUAAUUGAAAAUCUUUUGGUCAAGGUGGACAGUUUUAUAUACCCUGCUGAUUUUGUGGUUCUGGAUUCAAACGAGGAUGAUGGUGACUCUGUUAUAUUGGGAAGACCAUUCUUGGUCACUGCUAGAGCUAUCAUAGACAUAGAGGAAGGGAAAUUAACCCUCAGGAUGCAUGAUCAGAGUGUCACCCUGAAGGUAUUACCAGAGGCACAAUUUAGCAAGGAGAAGAAAGACUAUAUGAAAAUUGACAAGGGAGAAUCACAGAUGAAGGAAGAAAAUGACAAGAAGAGUCAAGCUCGCACUUCUUCCUUAAACACUUUGUUGUCUUGGACUUCUCUGCAUAUGUUUUCAAGUAGAGCCUCAAUCUUUGAAAGCCUAUCAUCUGUUAAUGAUGGUGGGUUGAGAUUAGGUGGUUGA
Messenger RNA from Arachis stenosperma, 543 nucleotides. RefSeq lists its product as uncharacterized. The record is from RefSeq and is a predicted model, not a curated record. The coding region runs from base 1 to 543 and encodes 180 amino acids. Lineage: Eukaryota; Viridiplantae; Streptophyta; Magnoliopsida; Fabales; Fabaceae. The transcript is spliced from 2 exons.